Messenger RNA from Leptopilina heterotoma, 2098 nucleotides. RefSeq names its product glucoside xylosyltransferase 2 (gene shams). Bases 365 to 1468 code for a protein of 367 amino acids. Lineage: Eukaryota; Metazoa; Arthropoda; Insecta; Hymenoptera; Figitidae. Gene Ontology annotation, biological process: protein O-linked glycosylation via N-acetylgalactosamine. Gene Ontology annotation, molecular function: UDP-xylosyltransferase activity. The transcript is spliced from 3 exons. The record is from RefSeq and is a predicted model, not a curated record.
AGUGUCAAAACUAUAGAGUUUGAUACAGUUGGUUUCAGAAUAAGAUUUUUUUCUUGGUCUCUUGCUUUAAUUAAUCCUCAUUUACGAUGAUUUUGGAAUUUAUUUAAAUCACUCGAGAUGAACAUUUGAUUUACAUUGUAAGCAAAGGAGUGAAAACAAAAAGAAUGCUACUUGGAAAGAUUGUUCUAUUAAAUGUGCCAAUUUAUAAACAAAUACCUUUUGACGUCUGUGAGACAUUUUACAAAUUUUGAAUCUAAGUAACCCUUUACCAUAUAAAAAAUAUGUCAGAAUCUCACCUGGAGAGAAUUUCUAAAUAGAUGAAUGAUCAGUCUAAUAAUGAGAUACAUGGGAGUGUCUCGUAAUAAUGAAGUCGAUAUACAGAGCAUUUUGCUUAUGCCUUACGUUCGUGACUCUUUUAAUUUUAUUGAGAAUUUACGACAUUCGUACGAGGCCAAGCACAACGUUCUCGAAAUCGACUAUCGUUUUCGAAAGAAAAAUUCCCGAGGAAGUUGUAAUAUGUGUUGUUGCCUGUGGAGAUCGCUUAGAAGAAUCAUUGACAAUGAUGAAAUCUGCCUUAAUCUUUUCAAAACGAUCGCUUCGUUUCAUUGUUAUUUCCGACAAUAAUUUGAUACAAGCAUUCUCAGAGAAAUUGUCCGAUUGGAAAGAAUUUUAUAAUAAAACAUUUACAUUUGUCGUUAGACCUGUUGAAUUUCCCGUUGGGGAUAAUGUUAUGUGGAGAAAACUAUUUAAACCAUGUGCUGCUCAACGUCUCUUUCUUCCAACUUUGCUCAAUGACACGGAUUCCGUUCUCUACAUGGACACAGACACGUUAUUUCUCUCGCCACCGGAAUUAGUUUGGGACGAAUUUCAAAAUAUGAAUUCAAGUCAAUUGGCCGCAUUGAGUCCAGAACAUGAGGAUCCAAAUGUCGGCUGGUACAAUCGAUUUGCGAAGCAUCCAUUUUAUGGGAAACUCGGCGUCAAUUCGGGCGUAAUGCUAAUGAAUUUGACGCGGAUGAGAAAUUUUCGUUGGACUGAAUAUGUUGUGCCAAUAUUUAAACAAUAUCAAUUGAAAAUCACUUGGGGCGAUCAGGAUAUAAUUAACAUUAUAUUUCACUAUCAUCCGGAAAAAUUGUACGUCUAUUCUUGUCGUUAUAAUUACAGACCAGAUCAUUGUAUGUACAUGUCGGUUUGUAAUGAGGUGGAAAAAAAGGGAGCAUUGGUGUUACAUGGCUCGAGAGGUAUGUUCCAUUCACAAAGACAACCAUCAUUUAAAGCUGCUUUUAAAGCAAUUCAAGAAUAUCAACUCAACACCGAUCCGUACGAAAAUUUUCUCCUACCCAUGAAAAAUUAUCUAUCACUCGAAGACACUUCGAAUUGCGGUAAAGUUUUAGGCGCAUUUCUCGUUCAACCCGAAAUGCAUUUACAUUCUUCGAUGGGAAUUGAUUUUCAAAUGACAGAAAACGAAUGAUAGAAAAUGAUUAUAGAAAAUGAUAGAACGAAUCAUAGAAAACAAAUAAUAGAAAUUUUCUAAUACGAUUUUCUACUUAUAGAUUUGUCUAUAAAAGAUGAGGGUAAGGGUAAAGUUUUUAUUUUUUGAUUCAAGAAUGAGAAAUAUUUCUCAACAUUUAGAAUUUAUUUUCUUUUGAGAACCAGGAGAACUUAUAAUUACCAAACGAUAUUAUUAAAGUCAGUGAAAAAUGCUGAUUUUUGAGAAUUAAAAAUUUGAUUAUUCGUUUAUUAAAAUCGUAUAGGUGCUAGAGCUUUCUUUUGUACUUAUAGUAUUAUGUUUGACAUGUUUGUAUAUAAAUUGAUAUAUUUUAUUUUUUAAUGUAGCAAAGUGAAUUCAUUUUGUAUUGUGACUGUGAUUUUCAUCAUCUUUUAUAGUAACACUAUUAUAUAAAAAAAAUUAGAAAUAAUACACUCGGAAUAGUGUAAAAUAUUGGUGCCAAGAAGACUUCUAAAGUCUCGAAAACAAAAAAAUUCUUUAUCACAAAUCAUUAUAUAUUGUGAAGAAAAAAAAAUUGUUAAUUAUACUACUUUGCCGAAUUUGUAAUUUGUAUUGCAAAUAUUGUUUUUGUAUUAAAAUAUGUUUACUCAA